AGAAGAACAAAGUUGCAUUCAGGUUCCCAGGUCUGACAUUUGUUUCAGAGUCAGCUCAGCUGACAUUAAACUUCGGGUCACACUUGCACUUGUUGAGGCUGCACUGUUAGCUCGGGUGACAGCCACCAGUGCCACACUGGGUGGGGGGGCUUGUGUGUGUUGAACCCUGACUGGUUUCUAUAUUUAGUCUACCAGUGAGCUUUUUUUUCUGUGCUCGGCACCGGUAUGGCUCCGGCUUCUCCGGUAACAGUCCGGCCCGGCCUCUGGAGCUCUGCAGACUGCAGAUCUGUCAAACUGCGCUUCAGGUUUCAUCUCCACCAACUACUACAGAGCAGAAUCUGUUCCUCCACAUUGGGAAUCAUUACUGGCCGGACCUGCAUCUCCGCUGCAUCUUUCAUUCACUGCUGCAUAGUGGUGCCAUGCUGCCGGGAGGCUGUGGAUGAGAAAGCAUGUCGUCAGACUUCUACUGCAGAGAUGAUCUGGUGGAGAGGGGGACCAUCCCCCUGGACAUCGACAACGUCCACAUGCUGCUGCAGGUGGAACAAGAACAGAUUCAGAGGAAGACCUUCACCAACUGGGUCAACGCUCAGCUGGCAAAGCGGAGGCCGCCGUGUAUGGUCGUGGAUCUGUUCAAUGAUUUCCGUGACGGCUCCAAACUGUUGGACCUGCUGGAGGUGAUGAGCGGCCAGUGCCUCAGUCGGGAGAGAGGCAGGGGAAUGUUUCAGCACAGGAGCAACAUCGAGAAAGCCCUCUCCUUUCUGAAGAAGAAAUCGAUCAAACUAGUCAACAUAAACAUUCCGGACAUUAUUGAUGGGAAACCGUCCAUCAUCCUGGGCCUCAUAUGGACAAUCAUUCUGCAGUAUCAUAUCGAGGAGCUGGCCAGCAGCCUCUCGUUCAAUUCCCGUCAGUCCUCCAUGGAGUCCCUGGCCAGUCUGGAUUCGCACUCCACCCUGUCGAGCCGCUCGGCCGGCAGCAGUCCUGUUCCUCCCAGAGGCUCACCGCUACACAACCGUUUUAGGGUUUCUGCCAAGAAGGCCCUGCUGCUCUGGGUCCGAGAACAGUGCCACAAAGCUGGCUGUUCGAUAAACGUGAAAGACUUCAAAGCUAGCUGGAGGAGCGGAGUGGUCUUCCUGGCGAUCCAGCAUGCUCUGCGGCCCGACCUGGUGGAUCUGUCCAAAGCCAGGACCAGAAGCAACAGGCAGAACCUGGAGGAGGCCUUCCGCAUCGCCGAGAGAGAGCUGAGGAUCCCCAGACUGCUGGAUCCCGAUGAUGUGGACGUUCGAGACCCCGAUGAGAAGUCCAUCAUGACCUAUGUGGCUCAGUUCCUGCAGUACUCCAAAGACCUGCCGGUGCCAGAGGAAGAGAUGCAGACACAAUACCUGACUCUUCCUAAAAGUCCCUCUCCUGUCAACCUGCCUGUUCACUACACUCCUGCUAUUUCUGCUUCACCUCUGCGACAGGCGACGCCCGCUCGAAAGGCACAGGAAGUGACAUGCUGGCUGGUUCAGGCCUACGAGGAGCUGCUGGAGGGAUGGGACUCCACCGAGGGAGAGAGCUACUCGGAGAGAUACCACGUGUUUCAGAGCUUUCUGGUGUCCUUCAACGAGCAGCGGCGUCCCAUCAUGCCGUUGUUGACGGCGAUGAGACGAACCUCGAAACUGAGCGAAGAGCAGCGAGCUCUCAGAGAGGCGUGGGACUCCCUCACUGAAAAGCUCCGUGAAUACAAAGUGGAGUUAGACACGAGUCUCCCGGCCCCCUUGGACACGGUGGCUCGCUGGCUGCUGAAAACGGAGAAGGCUCUGGCCGAGGAGGAGGGCGACCCGCAGGACCACGGCCGAGCCGCUGACGACGCCAGGGAGAAACAGGAGCUCCUCAAAGUCUGCCUGGAGGAGAUGCCGCAGCAUGUGAAGACCUUCCAGUCCUUCCAGUCCUUCCAGAACUUGGAUGAGGAUGGAAACAUGAUGGUUCCUGCUGACAAGAUGGACGAACUGAAGAGGAGGUUCACCAGCGUGAGAGUGACGGCUAAAUACCAUGGGAUCAAGCUGGAGUACUGCGAGCAGCGCCACACCGUGUUGGAUCUGUUGGGGCAGAUAAGGACCAAGCUGCGGGUCUGGAAGAGGCCGUACAUCUCCCCGGAGGCUGUCAGGGUGUUGCUGCAAGAAUGUGAUGUUCUGGUAAACACACAGGAGCUGCCGUCUUUGCUGGAAGCAGCUCUUCAUAAACUGAAGCAGGUUUCUGAGAAAUAUUCAAGCAAAUCUGCCCUCGCUGCAGACUACCAGCACGUCAGUCAGCAUGUGAAGCAGCUGGACGAGGACACCGCCGUGGUUUUGCAAGACGUGACCAAAACCAAGAGCGCCAUGGGACGCGUCCUGUCGGCCUGGGACUCUUACAGCGACUGCCUCAGCUCCCUGCAGGCUUGGCUGGAGCAGGGCUCUGCAACACACAGCCAUGGCCACAGACCAGAGGUGACCUCUGAGUCGUCGGCUGAGUGGGGCUCCCGGCAGGCCCACCUGAACGAGAUGGGUAACUUCCUGAUCGAGUCCACAGACCCUCAGACCAGCAGGAGCCUGGCAGAGGAGCUGCGCAGACUCAACAUGCACUGGGCCGAGUUCGUCAAGAGAAACGCGUUUGUCAGCGGGGCUGAGCCCAGUGCUGACGUCCAGACCAGAUCCCAGGACCUCCAAGCUCUAAUCAAAGAGGCCACUCUCAUUUUCAAAGAGCCUCUGGAGGCCAUGGCAGGUCCCUUACGCACCUACAGAAAAAGAAUACAGUUCAUAAUGAGAAAAAUCAAAGAAGCGGAUGUGGAGGCUCUGGGUCCCUCCCGAGAAUGCUCAGGGGAUCAGUUAGAGAAACUGAAGCUUGCUGUACCUCAAGUGAUGCAGACCCUGUUUGAGGCAGAACAGGUGUGUAUAGAGCUGCAGCAUAGUGUGUUGGGUCUGGACAGUCGCCUGGCUGAACUCCUUUACUGGGAGGCUGAGACCCGGGAGCUCUACCAGCUGCUGAGGGCGGCAGAGCGACAACAACAACAUCAACAUCAGCGGGGCCAGGACCCACGAGCCAGGGUCCUGAUUUCCCGUGGUCUGCAGCUGGAGGGUCAGGUGGUCACAGAAGAGCAGGACCUGCAGGUGAUGGUAAUGACGAGUCAGAAGAACUCUCCCAUCCAGUACCUCCAUGCCUCCGCCAUGCAGGACCGAGUCCGAGCCGCUGUUGCACAGUCACAGGAAGCUGUAGGCAUGCUGAGCAGCCUGGGAGCCAGGAGAGACAGAAGCAGAAGCCCUCCAGAAGGGUCCCCUCCAUCAAAAGUCUUUAAACAGGCUAAAGAACAGCCUCAACAUCUCAGACAGCCAACUCAGCAGCCCGAUACAACGUUAGUUGAGUCUCAUGGAGCCUUCGUGCCAAAGAUAGUGGUGCAGGAAUACAGAGACAAAAAGGUGACUUCUCCUCCAAUGCCAUAUACGUACGCACAGGCUGUGAUGCAGACCAGGACAAAAUCGCCACCAGAAGGCCAGGUUCAGGCCUGGAUAGAGACCACUGUAAAACAACAGCAGCAGACUCAGGAACAGGGAUUGAUUCAGCAGCAAGAGCAACUUAACAGACAGAAGGAAAAGGAGCUGCACCAGCAAGAACUCAAGCAACAGCAACCAGAACCAGUGCACCAGCAGGGGUCAAUGCAAACACAACAGCAGAAGCAGGAACAACAACAAGAAGUGGUGGCGCAGCAACAGCAGGUAGAAAUGCAUCAAUACCAAGUUCAACAGCAGGUGGUAACAGACAGACAGACAUCAGAGUCCCAAGAGCAGACUUCACUUCAACAACCACCUGUAAAGAAACCGCAUCUUAGCUCCCAGGAGCUUCAAAGUAGAAAGACUCAGGCAAUGAAGAACCGGCCCUGGCUUCAGAAGCCAGCCUCAGGAGAGCAUAAAACUCCAGAACAGGUUUCUACUCAGGGAGCAAUUCAGAGUAGACAGCCUCAGCCACAGUCAGACAGAGAAACAGUGGGUUCAGUUCAGGUUGUUUCAAAGCAUAUAGCAACUGCCAGGCCACAGCCUGAGGAACAUGCAAAGAUUACUGAGCAGCCACAACAACAGCUAAGAGAUAAACAAAAACAAACACAGCCUCGACAUCUAGAGCAGCCGCAGCAACAUAAGCAACAACAACAACCACAGCAGCAAAAACAUCAGGAACAAUUGCUUCAGCAACAGGAAAAACAACCACAGCCUACUGUAAGACAGGCUCAACCAGAUUCAGACACCAAGGCUAAAUCCCAGACCGUAACUAUGGCUCAGCCUCACCCACCAACGAAAGCCCAAAAUCAGUCACAACCACAAACUAUGGUUCAGUCUGAAUCUCAGACAGUGGUACAAAUGCAGGUGCAGUCGACAAGUGUGUCCCACACUACCACAGAUGAUCAGCAACCACUGAAGACCAAGUCUCAAAACGUAGUGAGCCAGGGCCAGUCACAGACACAAGUUCUUCCACAGCCCCAUGGCCCCAUGAAGCCACAGUCAAUGACCAAGCCACAGACACAACAACUGCUCCAGCACCAGGUUCAGACUCAAUCCAAAACAUGUGUCCCAGCUGGACCUCAGCCGUCUUUGCAGCCACAGGGUCUAGCCCAUGGCCCAGCUAUAGCUCAAGUGCAGACAUGGGCUCAAGUCAGACCUUCUACCCCUAUGCAGGCUCCACUGCAGGGCCAAAUUCAGCCUCCAGUGCCAUCCCACAUUCAGCUUCGUAGUCAUCCACAGUCAUGGGCCCCUGUCAGGCCGCUGUCCCCUAAGCCACCAACACAGGGCCAUAUUCAAACCCAUCCUCAGUCCGUGGCCCAGUCUCAAAUCCAUCCUCAGCCCGUGGCCCAGUCUCAAAUCCAUCCUCAGCCCGUGGCCCAGUCUCAAAUCCAUCCUCAGUCCGUGGCCCAGUCUCAAAUCCAUCCUCAGUCCGUGGCCAAGUCUCAAAUCCGGCCUCAGCCCGUGGCCCAGUCUCAAAUCCGGCCUCAGCCCGUGGCCCAGUCUCAAAUCUGGCCUCAGCCCGUGGCCCAGUCUCAAAUCCGUCCUCAGUCCGUGGCCCAGUCUCAAAUCCGUCCUCAGUCUAUGACCCAUCCUCAAACCCAUGCUCAGCCAAUGGCCCAAUCACGUCACUCCCAACCUUUGACUCAACAUCAAACUCAACUGGGUCAUUCUCAGUCUAUGACUCAGUAUGCCACACAUGCUCAGCCAGAGGUCCAGCACCCAGCCCAUAUUUCCCAGGGCCAAAUUCAUGCUUGGACUCAAGUUAGAGUCUCAUCCCCAAUGUCUGUCCAGCAUCCGCAGGCUACAGCACAACCUCCACUUUACUCUCAAGGUUACUCCCAGAGUCAGUCCCCAUCCCAGCAGUGGACACCCAGACCUGAGCCACAAAACCAAGCCAUUGACCAGCAGAGGCAUCCAAGUCCUCAACCAUACCCUCAGCAAAUAGGCCAAGCUCCACAGUCUCAGGCUUAUCCAACAGUUCAAGCUCUGCCGCAGUGGCCUCAAGCUGGGCCCCAGCAAGGUCCUCAGGUUGGGCCCCCCGGGUAUUCUCAAAUGGGGCCAUCAUAUACUCAGCCUCAAAUGCAAACACAAACCCAACCCUGGGCUCAAACACAACCUCAAAUUAGAGCCCAGAGUUCCAUACCACAACAAUCUCAAAUGAGUGCUCAUAAUGUGUUUCAUAUCCAGAUGCAACAAGGUCAAGUUCAGCAACAGACUUGGGUUCAGGCACCGCCUCAACUUCAGCCCCAGCCUUAUCCCCAGCCUCAAUCUCAGCAUUAUUCACAGAUUCAGCAUCAAACUCAGUGUCACCCUCAGAUGCAAGCUCAAAUACCUCCUCAAUCACAACCACCUAAUCAAGCCCAUCCUCACCUUCCUUCCCAGCCUCAGCUCCAACCCCAGCUGCAGGCACAGUCCCAAACACACAUCCAGACGCAGUCAUCGGUAAAAGUAAAGCCCCAGGCCCAGACUCAGCAGCCUCAGCUCAAUCUUCAGUUCCAGCAGCUGCCUCCACAACCCAAACAUCAGGCCCAGCUCCCACCGCAACCGAAAAUUCAGUCACCAACUCAAUCAAAAGUUGAAGCACUUUCACAACCCAAACCUCUGGCCCAGUUAGCACCACAACAAGGGUUUCAAUCUCAAACUCAGUCUAAGGUCCAGUUACCAACCCAACCCAAGGCUGAAUCACUGCCGCAACCAUUACCUGAGCCCCAGGUGCCACCUCAACCCAUGGCUCAGUCACCAGUCAAGGCUGAAUCACCACCACAACCCAAACCACAGGCCCAAACAGUACCACUACCCGAAGCUCAAUUACCAACCCAACCCAAGGGUCAGUCACCAACUCAACCCAAGGCCCAAUCACCACCACAGAUCCAAACAGCACUGCUACCCGAAGCUCAGUCUUCAACUCAACCCAAGGUCCAAUCAGUGCCACAACCCAAACCACAGGCACAGUUCCUACCACAACCCCAUCAGGCUCAAUUGCCACCACCACCAGCCAAGGCCCAAACUGCACCACAAUCUAAGGCUCAAUCACCCCUACAGCCCAGACCUCAGACCCAGCCCCUGUCACAGUCAAAACCACAGUCUUCUCUGCAACCCAAACCUCAACAGCCCCAAACUGUUCUCCUCUCCCAGGUCAAUGUGCUGCCUCAGUCCCUGGCUGAGUCACCAGACCUGUGCAUCAAACCUGCCCCCCUGGCACAGGCGCCCCCCCAGACCUACACAGAGGCUUACACUAAGGCCCAGGCGUUGGCCAGAAAUGGCUUUGAGGAGGCCAAGCACUGUCUGCAGGAGCACAUCCUGGAAACCAUUAACGUUUUCAAAGACAAGUGUAUGUCGGCCGAGCAAGCAUCAGUGAAAGAGGAGACUCUGAAGACCCUGGACCCAGAGUUGCUAGAAGAGUUCUUGAGAGCAGCCAAGGGCAUGGAGGCCUUUUGUACCCCCUCACAGCUCAGGGACAUGGAGUUCUUCACCCAGUCUGUCCGGACACAGUGGGAGGCUGUGAGAGCUGAGAUCUCAGACUUUUUGCAACAAUUACGCUUUGACGUAACAAGGAAAGACUUUAACAAAGCUGCCCUGCAGUGUGAGAUGCACUUAAGCUCCCGCUUAGAAAACCAAGUGCAGGCUUGUUUCUCAGCGGAGGGGAGCUUUGCCCAGGCAGGGCAGCACCUCGAGGCCUUGAAAGAGCUGUGUGACACCCUGAGCCCCGAGGAUGCUCACCGCCUGGCCCAGACUCAGCUGAGGGAGUGUGAGACGAGGCUGGCUGCCAUCCAGCGUCAGUUCAGCGGAGAUCAAGACGCACCACUCCCCGAUUCUAGGAUUCCCGUUGCCUUCAGUGAGGAUCUGAGCACACAAAAGGAGCCUCCAAGACCAAGUGACAAACCUCAGGUCUCAGCUGAGGUGUUUCCAGUGACAAUGAAGACAGUUGUUGUGGAGAGGAAGGAGGUUGAAAAGCAGACGUCUGUAGAGGAAGAAGUCACCAAAAAGGAGACUUUAGAAAGAUAUGAGAAUUGUAAGAGGUCCCUGCAAGCCCAACUGGCUAAAAAUGACCAGAGCAUCAAGGAUGUCCCCUCUGACUCCGUGUCUCUGAAAGGCCUCCAUACACGGAUCCAGGAAAUACAGUUCUGGAGGCAGGAGACAGAAUCUCUGUGGUCUGAGUAUGCAAACCAGUGCUCCCAGUUGAGCGGCACCACUGUUCUGGAGCAGGAGAAGGCAGAGCUGCAGGAGCAGUGGCGCGGCCAACAGUCCAAACUUCAGAGGAGGGGCAGCUCGUUGGGCGCCGCCCUCAGACAGAUCGACUCCACCGAGAACCACAUGGUGGACUUCACAGACCGCCUGGACCGCUACCUGAGGCAGCCCAAGGACAUCAACGCCUUCACACUGGCCAACACCAACAUCCUGAAAGACAUCAAGGAGCUGGAUGAUAACAUUCAGAGUGAGCUGGGCCAGCUGUCCCGUCUACACCCUGAAUCCAGCGAUCUAGACCCCAGAGACUGCCUCCCUCUGUCCCGUGAGGUGGAGACUCACAGAGCCAGCCUGGAUCAGCUUCGACAGCAGGUCCGGAAGAGUGAGGCAGCCGCCCGCGCCCUCGACCGCUUCCUCAUGUCCUUGCGUACUGUGGAUGAAGACAUCUCCGGGGUCCAAGACGCCCCCUGCAGCGACACUGUGGUGCUGCAGGACUGUCGCUCCAAGCUGGCUCUGAUCAGGCAGAGCACCGACAGUCUGAAAGAAAAGGCGCCUCAGCUGGAUGUGCUCCUGCAGGGGGCCAGGCUGACGGUCACCAGGGAUGGCGUCCCGGCCUCCUGCCUGGACAUGGUGACGACGCUGCUGGGAAGGCUGGAGGAGGCGGACGGUGGGCUGGCCAGCCAGCAGAAGGGCCUCAAGAAGGAGACACAGAGCAAGUCGCUGGGCCUGAGGAAGAGGACGCUGAUGGGGGAGCUGAGGAAGCUGCAGGAAACCAUCGAGACACAAGGCCUGAAGGAGCCCACCAUACCUGCUGUGCAUCACGGGCUUCGUGCCCUGUCAGAUUUGGAGGGUCAGCUGCAGGCCCAGCACGCAGAGCUCCAGAACCUCCGGGAACUUCAAGAGAAACAGGGAGGAGGGGAGCACCUCCUCCAGGAGCUGGAGACUCAGUGGAAGGAAACCCAGAGAGCUUUUUUUGACAGGAAGAAGCAGUGCAACGUCCUGCUGGAGCUUCUGAAGAAGUUCCAGAGCUGCGGCAGUCAGCUGAGCAACACCAUGCAGAAAGCAGAGCAGACGAUCGAAGAUCAGACUUCCUACCUGAGCAAGGACAAGCUGCAGAGAAGUAUUACCAGGGUCCGUGAUAUUAAGGAGGGGCUCGGUGGUGUUGCGGAGCACGUGGAGCAGAUGAGGGGAGUUUGCAGACAGCUGCAGUCCCAACUGAAGAUGUUCCCAGCCUGCAGUGAGACUCCCUUUGAAGCCGAAGCUGACACACUCAUGGACAACUGGCUGGAUGUGACGGAGAAGACAGACGCCUACAUGGACAACCUGCAGGUGGGGCUGGAGCUGUGGGAGAAGCAGCUCAUGCUGGGGGGAGAGGUGGACGGCUGGGCAGGAGCCAAACUCUCCCUGUUCGCAGAGAGCCAUCCCUUCCACAAUGAGCAACAAGUUCUCGCCAUGAGGGACGAGAUCCAUGUCAAUGAGGAGAACAUUGAGCAUUUCCACAAGAAGUCUGUAGAGAUCCAGAAGAUGCUGCAGAGUCCCGAACCCCCACUGGAGCUGCAGGUGAGUGAAACCCAGCUGAGGAAGAGGAUGGAGCAGGUGAAGGAGCUGUUUACCGACUGCACCGACGUCUUUGAGGAGCUGGUGGCCGUGAGGAAACACCUGGCCGAGAAGAUGGAGGAGUGCCAGUCAGCCGUGGACAGCAUCCAGUGCUCCGUCAGUAAAGUCGAUGCCUCACAAGCAAAGUUCAAGGACCAGAUACAGCGUGUGUGCGAUGACCUGGAGGCUCAGGAGGAGCAGGCCGAGGCUGUUCUGAAGGAGGUCGGUUUGAUUUCCAGCGUGGCCAGUCCUCAGGUGCUGGAGGCCCUGUCCGUGGACUGCAGCAGGCUGAAGGAGGCCAUGUCCCGCACCAGGGACAUGAUUCACCUAAAGAGAGAGGAGAGGGACAAAGGCCUGCUCAAGGUUAUCCAGGAUGAGAGGCAGUCGUUUGAGGAAUGGUUCCAGGACUUGCAGCUGUCCGUCAAUGAGUGCUUUGAGUCUCCUGAGAGCAGAGCAGACGUGGAAACAUCCCUGCAAAGACUCGCUGGUUUCUUAAAGUCCAAGGAUCCAGAGAGACGUCUGGACCAGCUGAAGGAUCAGCUGCAGAGAGGCGGCCAGCAGGUUCCUCCACAGCAGCUCUCCGAGUUCACCGACUGGGUGAAGGAGCAGCAGAAGGAGGUGGGAACGUUCAGAACACACUGCCACAGCAGGCAGAAACAAAUGGAGCCACUCCUCAGUGACUUGAACAGUCUGCAGAAGCAACACGCUAGCUUCUGUGAGUGGCUGCAGAACAAAGAGAAACUGUCUGUGGAGUUGCACAAAGUCAAACUUCUUCUCAAAGACCUUCAGGAUGAGAGCGGCAGAGCUGAGAGCCUCAGUGAUCUCUUAGCGUCGGUACGCAGACAAGGCGUCCGAGCUGAAAGCCUCCUGAAGGACGGCGAUAACUUGAUACAACGCUACAGGAACCUGGAGAGCCGGCUGCAGAGGCAAGCAGAUGCCCAGAGCGCGCUGGAGAGGGAGUCUGACAAGUUUAACAGCCAGGCUAAGAGUACCAGGACCUGGAUAACUGACCUUGUUGGCCCCCUCGCCUCCCCGGGCAGAGACGCUCAGACGGAGCAGAUGAAACACAAAGCACAGGCCGUCCUGAACUCCAAACCCGAGGGAGACUCUAAAGUGAACGACCUGAGAAGACAAAGUGAAAGUUUGUGUGAGCAGGAGGACCUGGAGAAGAGCAGGAAACAGGAAGUUAAACAGUCGCUCAGAGAAACAGAGGAGCAGUGGAGGACGGCUCUGCAGACAGCUGAGGACAAUCUCACCAGGGCGGAAACACAAGUCCUCUUAGACAAAGACUUGGACGCCGUCAAAACCCAGAACGAAACUGUCCAGUCCUGGAUCAGAGACCAGGAGCUGAACAUGCAGUCGCUUGGUGGUUGCAUGCAAGCUGAAGAAAAGCUCCAGAUUGCACAAGCUGCUCUGAGCUCCAAACCUGAUGGAGAUUCAAAGCUGCAGGACCUGCAGAGACAAUGCCAGAGUCUGUGUGACAACCGGGGCUUGGACGAGAGCAAGAGACGAGAGGUUCAGGACGCAGUCAGACAAACAGAGGAGCAGUGGGGGAAAGUGUUGCAGGCCGCUGAGGAGGGUCUUAACGGGGCGGAGACUGAAGCUGCAGCUGAAACGGACUUUGACGCUUUCAAAGCCCAAAGUGAAAGCAUCCAGUCGUGGAUCAGAGAGCAGAGGCAGAAGCUGCUGUCCCUCGGUAGUCACAUGCAGUUUGAAGAACGGUUACAGGUUACACAGGCUGUUAUGACCUCCCAACCUGAGGGAGAGUCCAAGGUGCUCCAGCUGAAGGCACGAGGUGAAGGUCUGUGUGAGCGUCUGGAGGAGAGCAGGAAACAGGAGCUUCAGCAGUUGGUAAAAGACACGGAGCAGCAGUGGAGGACGCUUCUGCAGGCCGCCAGGCAGGCAGAGCUCCGGACGCUGACGGACGACUUCGACAUGCAGAGUAAAGAUACUCAGUCGUGGAUCAGAGACGGACAACAGCAGCUGCAGUCUGUGGGCAGUCACACACCGCCGGACGAGAGAUGUCACACAGCCCAGACCAUCUUGAGCUCCAAACCUGACGGCGACUGUACGGUAAACAACCUGAGGAGGCGAGGCCAGAGUUUGUGUGACCACCAGGAUGUGGACCAGGGCAGGAAAAUCCACGUUCAGAAGACGAUCCGUGACACAGAGGAGCAGUGGAGGACGGUGCUGCUGGCGGCUAAACAGGUCGAAGCUGCUGCAGGAACUGAGAUCAGCCAGAAGACCGAGAGGAGAACGCUGGAGCGGAGAGGGUUUGAGAGCCAGCAGCAGGAGACCAGCAGCUGGCUCACACAUCUUCAGAAACAACUGGACUCUCUGAAAAGCCAAACCAGAGCUGAGGACAGACUGCAGACUGCUCAGACCAUUCUGAGAUCCAAAGGUGAAGGAGACUCCAAGCUCCAGGAGCUCAGGACACGAGGCCAGAGUUUGUGUGGUCACGACCUCGAGGAACCCAGCAAACAAGAGGUUCAACAGAAAGUAAGAGGCGCUGAGGAGCAGUGGACGAGAGUCCUGCACGAUGCCAAACAAGCCCUGGAUCAGGCUGAGAAGCAGCGCGCUCUGGAGGGCCAGCUGAAGGACUACGAAGCCGUGAGAGACGACACCAGAGCCUGGCUGCAGGACAAGCAGCAGAGCCUCGUCUCUCUGGACAGUCAGACUGAUCCAGAGGAGACAAUAAGCACUGUACAGACUAUCCUGAGCCGUAAGCCCGAGGGAGACUCCAAGCUGACGGAGCUGAGGAGACAGAGCCAGAGUCUGUCCGACCAGGAGGAGCUGGAGGAGAACACGAGACAAGAGGCCCAGCGGACGGUGAAAGACUCGGAGGAGCAGUGGAUGACGGUCCUGCAGACCGCCGAGAGCACUCUGAAGAAAGCCGAGGUCCACUACUCGCUGUCGAGGGAGCUUGAGGCGUUCCGCGCCAAAGCAGGAAGCACCAAAACCUGGCUCACGAAGCUGCAGCAACAGGCCAAGUCCAAAGGGAGCGGCACCCGGGGCAGCCGGGCUCAGAUAGAGGACCGGCUGAACACAGCACAGGCCAUCUUGAGCUCCAAGUCCAGGGGCGAGGCUCAAGUGAUGGAGCUGAACAGACGAGCACAGAGCCUGUGCGAGCAGAGAGACCUGCAGGGAGACAAGAGAGCGGAGGUCGAGCAGACGCUCAAAGACACCGAGCAGCAGUGGAGGACGGUCCUGCAGGCUGCUGAGGAGACGCAGAGGGAGUUGAAGGGCAUUGUGGAGCGCAUGGUGUCCUGUCAGUACCAGCGAGGCCAGACUGAGACCCGUCUGUCUGAGUUUCAGAAGCAGACGUCCAACCUGCCGCGUGUCUUCCCCUGGCCCGGCCUGGGGGAGCGGAGGCAGGCGGUGGAACAGGCCCGGACCCUGCUGGACCAGAGCACAGCGCUGGCCCCGGUCCUCUCAGCCCUCCGCACAAAGGCUGCAGAGCUGUUUGAGAUCACACAGGACCCCGGCUGGUCAGAUCCGUCCUGGGCAGCCAAGGAGGAGUCCAUUCCUGCUCUGCUG
This is a messenger RNA of Anarrhichthys ocellatus (wolf-eel), 12824 nucleotides long. Its product is annotated as nesprin-2-like. The annotation marks the transcript as partial. The transcript is spliced from 52 exons. Gene Ontology annotation, molecular function: protein binding. NCBI's taxonomy places the organism in Eukaryota, Metazoa, Chordata, Actinopteri, Perciformes, Anarhichadidae. The record is from RefSeq and is a predicted model, not a curated record.